Molecule: messenger RNA, 5848 nt
Organism: Drosophila grimshawi
Lineage: Eukaryota; Metazoa; Arthropoda; Insecta; Diptera; Drosophilidae
Gene: osp
Product: protein outspread
Exons: 12
Coding region: 186-5093 (1635 amino acids)
Biological process (GO): actin filament organization
Cellular component (GO): actin cytoskeleton
Molecular function (GO): actin filament binding
Source: RefSeq, a predicted model, not a curated record
AAAAUUAUACAAAUUUACCUGUGUGUGUGCGUGUGUGUGUGUGUGAACGCAAUGGCGCUAAACGCUGAGCAUCAACUGAGCUGAGCUGAGAGAGCGACAGAUUCCAAGAUUUGUGAAACGUGAAAAGUAGCUGAGAAAAUCAACAACAACAACAACAGCAACAACCACAACAACUCUGCCCAAAAAUGUCAACUUCAACGAUAACAGCAACAACAACAGCAGCAGCGCCGUCAACUUCGGCUGCGACGCCCCCACCAAGCGGUGUAAGCAGCGGCGGUCGCAGCAGCAGCAGCAGCGCCGACUGUCGUAAAUUCUCACCAAAUAUAUUCAACAAGAGCAAAUGCAGCCAUUGUUUUCGCCAGCGAGAGGAGCACAGCGCAGCCGCCUUGGAGUGCAAUAGGUCAGCGACUCUGGCAGAAUCAGCAUCUCGUAAAGUCUCCAAAUGUGGAUAUUUGUUUGUGGCGCCGGAUUGGGACUUCUCUAAUCCAUUGUACAGGACAAAGCGUUGGCAAAGACGAUGGUUUGUACUCUACGAUGAUGGUGAACUGACUUAUUCAGUGGAUGAUUAUCCCGAGACGGUGCCACAGGCCUGCAUUGAUAUGACCAAAGUACUUGAAGUGAGCAGUGCCGAAGAAGCGACCGGCCAUACAAACUCCAUUGCCAUAACUGCGCCGGAGCGUGUCACCUUCGUCAAGGGCAUCAGUCCGGAUGAGUCGCAGUGGUGGCUGAACAUAUUGACUGCGUUCCCCAAGUCCAAGGGUCGGCACAAGCGCAGUACCACACUUCCAGGUGGCCAGAUCAGCUGUCUGCGGCAGUCCUCCAAUGUGGACAUGGCAAUUAAGUUGGGAAAUCGCCAUAGCUCAUAUCACAAGGACACGCUCACGUCCUCGCAGUCGGCUGGCAAUCUGCUGGGUAAUCUCGAUGAUUCCAGCUCGACGAAUACGGUUAGUUUGACAGUCACCGCAACCGCCAACGAUGAUGAGGACGACGGCGUCGAGACUGGUGAGGAUGAGGAAGAGGAAGAUGACCAUCAGCAGCAGCAGCAAGUGUCCACGUCACGGAAGAUAAAAGUCUCGUCUUCAUCAAGUUGCCAUGGGGGACAGGAUGAGAACAAUCGUAAUGCUGGCAACGAGAUCACAAAUCGGGUUUCCCAACCGACUGGCUGCCUGCUGAUCGAGGACAUGCGACGCGAUGAGAAAACAAUUAAGGACAUUGCGAACACGAUAACAAACCUAAGUCAACAGCAGAAUAAACGCUGGUCAACGGCUGUCAACAAUGCGCUAAAUAAUCAACAUCAACAGCAACAUCAACAGCAACAUCAACAUCAACAUCAUUACCAGUACCAGACAUCGCGUGAUGAAACCGAUUUCCAACUGACAUCCACCGGCAAAUCCCUAAACGCGACCAGCGAGCAAUCGCUUGUUAAUCUGAGACCAAAGUCAUUACCACUGGCGGCCAACUCAACGCCAGCGAUUGUGUCCGCAAUAGUCAAGAAGAUACCCACAGUUCUAGUGUCCCAACAGCAGCAACAGCAACAGCAACAGCAGCAGCAGCAGCAACAGCAGCAACAACAACAACAGCAACAGCCUAAGCAACAACAAGUGGAGAGUGCAAAGAGCGGAAAAGCUGCCAAUCGAAUGCAGCUGCAACUGAAGCCCGCCAAGCAUUAUCAGCACGAACGUGGCGAUCCCGAUGGUGGCUGCAAUCUGGACGAGCUGUGCGCCAACUACAUGGCCAAGUCGGAUGAGCUGAGAUCCAUCAGCAAGUCCAGCAAGUGUACAGUCAAGCCGUCAGGCAAAAGUGUCGAGGAGUCGUUGAAUGCCAAAAAGGGGUGGCUCAUGAAGCUGGACAAUCGGACAGGCGAGUGGAGCAAGCAUUGGUUCACAUUGAGUGGGGCGGCUCUCUUCUACUACAGAGAUCCGCUCUGCGAGGAACGUGGCGUCCUCGAUGGUGUCCUCGACGUGAACAGCCUAUCUACUGUUGUGGAAGAGCCCAACGCUACCAAGCAGCAUGCCUUUCAGCUCAUCACGUGGGACAAGCAACGUCUUUUUCUGGCCAGUCUAUCGCCCAGCUCGAGGAACAAUUGGCUGGCAGUGCUGCGAAGUGCGGCAGGGUUGCCACAGCAGCAACUGGAGAAUUCCUCGCCAACAACAACUCCGGGUACUUCGACACCAUCAUCGAUCCUUAAGCAGAGCGACAUCGAGCAGGACUUUAUCAAGGCGCAGCUGCAGACCCACCCACAUAGCACUAGUCCACCCGCUCCAGGCACGCCGGCAAAUGCGCCACAUUUCUCCUCGGAUGAGGAGUAUCGCACGGCCUCGGAGGGUGGCCGGAGGGAUAGCCUUGACUGGGGUUCACCGCUGUCACCUUCGCCACCCGUGCUAAGGAGCUGCCUGCGCAAUCGCAGUCUGGCCAGUCUGCACAAGCGAAGUCGCAGCUCGCCGCCCAGUUCGCGUCGCAGCACUGUGGAUAGUGUGGCCAGCGAUGAGCUGCCCCUGAUGGCUGUGCCCGAGGAGAUGCGUCCAGAUCGCACCGAGCUCAAGCAACAAUGCGAGACGCUGCGCACCGAGGCGAAGUUGCGGGAGGCACGCAUGUCCGAGUUGCUCACGACACUGCAGCGGACGGAGCAGGAGCUGACGGCCCGACUGCAGGAACAACAGCAACAGCUGAAUGGAGAGCUGGUCAGUGCCAAGCAGAGUGCAGCCGAGCUGGUGCACAGCUUGAGCCUACAACUAACGGAGAGUCAGUGCAAGAUCAAGCAACUGGAGGAUCGUCUGGCCCAGGGCAUUGAGGAGAACGAAAGCUUGUAUAAGCGACUGCGGGAGCUGCAGGCGGGCAACAGUCAGGUGGCCAGUCUCAGUAAUCUACAGCGUCACAAAAUGAAGCGCAUGGACUCGCUCAGCGAUCUGACGACAAUCAGCGAUAUUGAUCCCUACUGCCUGCAACGGGACUCCCUCGCCGAGGAGUACAAUGAGCUGCGCAGUCGCUUCGAGAAGGCUGUUAAUGAGAUUCGUGCGAUGAAGCGGGAACUCAAACAGUCUCAGAAUCAAUAUGAUGCACUCGAGCUGAUACAGACAGCGUUGCAGCAGAAACUGGAACGUUGCCAAAUGGAGGAUGGGGCGCAGUUGCAAUUGAUGGCUGCACGCAUCCAAGACUUGACGAUCAAGUACAGCACCUCGGAGCGACAGGUGCGAGCGCUGAAGCAAAAGCUGGCCAAGUCGGAGCGACGACGUUCGCUCUCCUUGAAGGGCAAGGAGCAGCUGGAGCUGAAAAUCACUGAGCUGCAACGGGAAACUGUGGAGCGCAAGCCAGCCGAGAGCAGCAGCACCACCAUCAGCACCACCAUCACCACCGAGUCCAGCAGCGAUUCCAGCAGCCAGUCAUCGCCAUUGAACUCAUCUGCUCAUCUGCUGCAGCGCCUGCAUAGUUUGGAGCAUGUGCUCCUUAGCAGCAAGGAGCGAAUGGAGCAGAGUCUCACCCAGUUGCAACAGUUGCGUGCCGGACAGCGCAGUCGACGAUCGGUGUCGCCCUUAAAUGAUCGCAAGGAUGGACUCAGGCAACUGGAGCGUGCCCUAACCGAGACCUGUGUGCUGGUCAGCGAGCAAAUGGAGCUGUCCUGCCUGCAGGACUCGUGCCACAAGUGCUGCGAGCUUCGGCAACGUGUCGAGAAACUCUCGACCCUGCAACAGCAAACGGAGACGGAUUUGCAACGCAGCGAACAGCUGCUCGAACAGCGCGAGAGCGAAUUGGCCCUGGCGCUGGAGAAGUGUGCCAACCAGGAACAGGAGCAACAACAGCUGCUCCAACAGCGCCACGAGCUGAGCGACGAGCUGGGACGACAGCAUGAACGCUGCAAGCGAAUGGAGAAGCGUCUCGAUCUGCUCGAAAGGGAGCAUGGAAAGCAACUUGAAUGCCUCCGAGAGGUCUAUCGCCAUGAGCACGCCAAUGUCGCCGAUGAGCAGAGUUUCCGCAAGCGAUACCAGACGGAAAUCGAACAGCUAAGGACACUCUGCGAGAAGGGGCUAAGCGCCAUGGAGUCAUCGCAUCGUCGGCUUAUUUGCGACAUGGAGGAGAAGCACAAGCUGGAAAUUGAGCAUCUGUUGGCCGAGAAGGAAACGGCGUUAGCCGAAGAAACUCAGGCAACAUUGGCCGCCCUGGAUGCCAUGCGAAAGGCCCACCAGAGCGAGGUGCAACGUGAGGUGUCACGCUUCAAGGCGGAGUUCCUGCGUCAGGUGCAACGUGGCGAGCACAUGCGAGGAGAUGGCGCCAAGCCCCUCAAGGAAGAGGAGCUCGAUGAGCUGCGACUGGAGAUUCUCUCGUUUUCCGAGAAGUACUCGAUAAAAUGCGUGGAAAAUGCGGCCCUUGAGGAGAAAUUGCAUCUGGCCAAUGGCAAGCUGAGGCAUUUUCAGCAAAUGCAACAGCUGGAGCUGAGAAAUCAACAAUUUCGCGCCCAUUUGGCCUCCGAUGAUCCUGGUAGCGAUGUUCACUUUGUGCAGGGCCUGACGAGAGGCUCCAAGGAGGAUGCCGGCUGCCAAGAUAGCGAGCCUGUUAAGUGCGCACCACAAAUAAUGGUUGAUACAAACACAACAACAACAAAAACAACAACAACAACCACGACAACCACAACAACAACUGUAGAGCCAGACGCAGAGCUCGUAGCGGCAUCGAGAGUCCCCAACAAUAUGGAACAAAACCUGUUUGUGAUACCUUCCCAUAAGCUAAGUCAUUGCCCAGGCGCGUCUGCCGCAAACACUUCUGAUUCCGGCAACAAUAUUGAAAUCGAAAUCGAAAUCGAUGAGCUUGAAUAUAAAUAUGAGCCGUGCUACAAGCCAAGCGAUAUAUUUGCCAUAUAUCAGAAUCGUUUAUGUUUCCAAGGUCUAAAGGGCAACUCGACGUUCGGAAAGAAUCUACGCAAAGCUACAGCAAGAACAACAUCACCAACAUCAUCAGCAACAGAAUCAGCAACAUCAACACCAAUAAUAAACAAUCUGCCCAAUUCCAGUCACAAACGAAUCUAUAAAACGGAUGCCGUUAUAAACAUACAGCAACAGCACAACCCUGACAAUGUAAUUCAGCAAGAAAAAGCACAAUGAACAAUGAACGAAAACAAAGGAAAAAUCAAUUGAAAAUGAUCAUGAAAUUGAAUACGAUAACCAAGAACAAUAACAACAACAGAACCAGUGGAACAACCAAAGAAUAAUUAGUGCUAAUAAUAAAUAAAUUAUUAUAAAUAUUUAACAUAUAAAAAACAAGAAACAAAAAAAACAAAAACAAAAAAAAACUUAAACCAAAUGAGAAGGUCGAACGGAAAAUAUACGAACAUGUAAAUAUGUGAAAAUCGUUAGACAACUGGUUAGCAAAACGAUGAUGUUGGUGAUGUUGCAGAGCAAGCAGACUUCUUCUCUUCGCUACAGACGAUGAUUGAGAGCAACAGAUUGAGUUAAGCACUAACAACGACUGCUCGCCCCCCUCCACCCUUAACUGGAAGGGACGUUGAGCAAUGGAAAACCUAAUCACAAUACCAACAACAACAACAGCAACAACAACAGCAACAGCACUCACAACAACAAGUCCGUCAUAUUAGCGUAUUAAUUAUUGGCACAAAAUGAAUUUCCAUUUUGGCAAACAACAAAUUUAUGUAUUUAUCAGCUAUUCUAUUCUAUUAUCGUAUAUUAUUAUAUCUGUAACAUUUACCCAAACUUUCUAUGUCCAUUAAAUGUGUCAUUUACUUAUGUAGUGUUUAGGUCAAAUCGAAGAACAACUAAAAACCAUCAUUUUGCUCAACUAUUUUAAUAUAGAUGGCAUUAUCAGCAUAAUUUACACAUAUAUGCAACUUGUUGUGUUUUUG